This is a messenger RNA of Chrysochloris asiatica (Cape golden mole), 891 nucleotides long. RefSeq names its product G-protein coupled receptor 39-like. Gene Ontology annotation, molecular function: G protein-coupled receptor activity. The transcript has a single exon. Gene Ontology annotation, biological process: G protein-coupled receptor signaling pathway. The record is from RefSeq and is a predicted model, not a curated record. Lineage: Eukaryota; Metazoa; Chordata; Mammalia; Afrosoricida; Chrysochloridae. Bases 1 to 891 code for a protein of 296 amino acids. Gene Ontology annotation, cellular component: membrane.
AUGGCUUUAUACAAAGACUGCUCCGAUGUCAUCGAUCAUAGCCACGUUAUAGAGUUUGAGGUGGCCACCUGGAUCAAAAUCAUCCUCAUCCUGGUGUACCUGGUCAUCUUCGUGGUGGGCAUUCUGGGGAAUAGCAUCACCAUUCGGGUCACCCAGGUGCUGCAGAAGAAAGGUUACCUGCAGAAAGAGGUCACGGAUCACAUGGUGAGUCUGGCUUGCUCAGACAUCUUGGUCUUCCUCAUUGGCAUGCCCAUGGAGUUCUACAGCAUCAUCUGGAACCCACUGACCACGCCCAGCUAUGCCAUGUCCUGUAAGCUUCACACAUUCCUCUUUGAGACCUGUAGCUAUGCCACACUGCUUCACAUCCUCACGCUGAGCUUCGAGCGUUACGUUGCCAUCUGCCACCCGUUCAGGUAUAAGGCCGUGUCAGGGCCCUUUCAGGUGAAGCUGCUGAUUGGCUUCGUCUGGAUCACCUCUGCCCUGGUGGCAUUGCCCUUGCUUUUUGCCAUGGGUGUUGAGUACCCUCUUGUGUAUGUACCCAGUGUCCAGCGUCUCAGUUGCAACCGCUCCUUCACACGCCACCAACAGGAACCUGAGACCUCCAACAUGUCCAUCUGUACCAAUCUCUCCAGCCGUUGGACUGUGUACCAGUCCAGUAUCUUCAGUGCCUUCAUCAUCUACCUUGUGGUCCUGGUCUCUGUGGCAUUCAUGUGCUGGAACAUGAUGCAGGUGCUCAUGAGAAGUAAGCAGGGCACGCUGGCUGGGAAUGGACAGCAGCCACAACUGAGGAAAUCUGAGAGUGAGGAAAGCAAGACAGCCAGGAGACAGACCAUCAUCUUUCUGAGUGAGUCUUGUGAGGAGGCAACUCCCAAAUCCCUCAGGUCCUUAUAA